CAUGCCAGGCCAUGUCCAACUUUAAGUUGAAAGAUCCCCAGACAUGUCGAAUAUUCUUCUCAUCUCCAUUCGGAGGAAUGGAAGACGAAAGAGAGGAAUUAACGAGGAAGUACUUCCCCCAAAUCCAACAUUUCUGUAGCCUGUACGGUGUGAAUUUCGUCGCUGUAGACAUGAGAUGGGGCAUCACCUCCGAGGCUUCCUCCAAUUCUCAAGUUAUUAACAUCUGUCUGCGAGAGUUGGACCGAUCCGACUUUUUCGCUGGAUUUUUUGGACAGCGCUAUGGCUGGCAUGGAAGAGAUGAUGACAACCUGCAAGACAAUUUCGAUAAUGCUUUGAGAAGAUAUCCUUGGCUGGAAAAUUUCCGAGACAAAAGUGUCACUGAGUUAGAGUUCUUACAUGGUCAUCUCAACAACCCAGGGGCUCUACCAGCUGUUAUUUGCUUCAGGGAUAAGUCAUAUGAUGACAAAGAAAGAGAGAAGGCACAAGAAAAAGGAGACAAGAAGCAAAUAUUCAAAUACUCAGCGGAGAGUGAUAAAUCCACCAAGCUAAUGGAGGACCUAAAACUGCGAUGUGAUCAGACCAAGGAAAAGACUUAUGGAGUGCAUCUUAGUUAUCCAGAUCCUUUGGAGGGAGCCAAGCUAAUGUUUGAUGCAAUAUGGAAGUUUCUGAACAAUGUUCUACCAAAGCUUCAAACAGUAACAACGGAGACCAAGAGAAGCAAGCUGCUGGCUCAGCACGAUGCUUUCCUGGCCAGCAGACAUAAGAUGUAUGGAGUGGGAGACAAAAACAUCAGGUCUCUUCUGAACUUGUUAAAUGAAGAGUGUCCUUCCCCCCUUUUAGUUACUGGGUCCUCAGGAAUUGGGAAAUCCACCUUGCUCAGUGUGUUCAUCUCCCGGGUGAAGUCGGAGUACAGAAGUCAGUUUUCAGUGGCCUAUCACUGUGUGGGACACGCUGAGGAAAGCUCAGGUCCAGACCAAAUUUUGCAAAGGCUUACAGAGGAACUGGAGUUUGCCUCAGAUGUGAUGGAGGGAAAAGAGGAGAAAAAGUCCCAGAAGAAGACAGAAGUGCAAGAUGUGAGAGACAUCAUAAAUCAGCUUGCAGCCGCCAUUAGUAAAAUUCAGAGCAAAGGAAAGCAAUGCAUCGUUAUAAUUGAUGGAGUAGAAAAAGCAUCAAAGGCGAAAAGAACAGAGGAGGUGCUAUUUUGGCUUCCUCACAAACUUCCAGAAGGAACAAUAGUGAUAGUAUCAGCUAAUUCUUCACAGCCAGAAAUUUUGGAUGAGCUCUCUAAAAGAUCAUUUAAUAAAAUGGAAAUCCAGGAGAUGUCUGAGGAAAUGCGACAGGAAUUUGCCAAGAAAACUCUAAUGGAGCGAGGAAAAGAGUUAUCUCCCUCUCAAAUGAAGAAAAUUGUAGAGACUGCUGCUGCCGAGAACCCUCGUUACCUGAAGGUUUUGCUGAAUGAGCUAAUUGUGUUUGGAUACUUUCGUCUCCUGGAUCAGAAAAUAGACUCCCUGGUGAAAUGUGAAAGUAUUGAUGAGUUGUUUGAAAAAGUUUUGGAGAGACUGGAGGAUGACAACAAAGAGAGUGGCUAUGAAGGAAACCUGGUUGAACAGGUGACCUGUGUUAUCUUCCUGUCCAGACAAGGAAUGUCAGAAGCUGAGAUUGUCAACAUGUUCAACAUCCCCUCUCAUGUCUGGUCACCAUUCUUCUUCUCCAUUAAUAUGUAUCUCUUAAACCAAGGAGGACUUAUUAAGUUUGGUUUUCAAGAACUGAAGGAUGCAGUUGAAAGAAAGUACUUAUCAGUUGAAACCAUAAGGAAAAAGUACACACAGCUCAUCGCAGAUUAUUUUGAGGAACAAAUGCAGAGACUUCCAAAGUUGAAAUCGUCUUGGAAAAACAAUGACCUGGCCAGAGUUUCAUUGGAGCUACCCUUUGCUUAUCAAUCUUUGAAUGAUUUACCAAACCUAGCCAAUACUUUAACACAUCUUUCAGUGUUGAGUUGCUUAAUAGAGAAGCAGUGCCUGACAGAGUUGUAUGACCUAUGGGAGAGCACUGGCUAUGGCUGGAGACAGAUCACUGAGAGGUAUCUGACAGCAGUCGAUGUACAGGUGACUGACGUGUACAUCAUCCAGCAGGAAGAAGGCACCAUCCAUCAACAGACCCCAGGGAGUCUGGUUAUGGAUAAUCUAUUAGACAUCUUUAAUUUGUUGGAUUAUGUUCAUCACUUUGAUGGUUGUGAAAAAGUCUUGUUAAGGCUUUUGCACAUGGAAGACCAAAAUGUCAAUGAAGUGAACAUGAAAGAGAGUUUAAAUAGAGAAUCAGCAAUGUAUAAACUGGCAACCACUUACCAUAAUAAUAGCAAGCUCCAGGAAAGUUUAGAUAUUCACCUGCAAGUUUUAAAGGACAGAGAAAGAAGAGUGCCAGAUUUAAAGAAUGCAUGUUCUGAGGACUUGGAACGUUUAGGAAACUCUUAUAAUGGAAUUGGAACAAAUUACCUCAUUAUUGGUGAUUACAUGAAGGCUGAAGAAUACUUAAAGAGAUCUUUGGAGUGCUCUGAAAUAGGUCAGGACAAGAAUAAUGAGUCCAUUUGUCACAUGAACUUAGCUAAUAUCUACACUGAGAUGGGAGAACAUCACAAAGCAAUGAAAUGCUUAGAGAAAGCCAUUCAGUUAACUAAAGAGGUCUACUUUGGCCAUAAGCCUUUAUAUCUGGGACUUUUGUACAAUAACAUGGGACUAUGCCAUAGACGACUGAACAGAGUGGAUGAUGCUGAGAAAUAUUAUCAAUUGUCCCUUGAUGUGAAGAGAAACACUGUGGGUGACCAUCACCCCCUGCUCUGUCAGACGUACACCUGCUUGAGUGUCAUUGAAACACUGAGGGGGGAUGAAGAGAAAGCUUUGCAAUACAAUCAGCUAGCAGUGGAUAUCUACAAGAGAAAUGAUACACCUGAAAAUGAUAUGGUCUAUGUGAGAUGCAAAGAAAAUGUGAUAUUGAAUUUACUAAAUUUGAAGAGAAAGGCAGAAGCUGGAUUGUUAUACAUACCAUUUUUUGAACUUUUAGAAAAGGAGAUGAAAAAUGGCAACUCUCACCUGAUCGACGGUACUCUGCCAUUGGUUCAUGUGGACAUACUAAAGUAUCUGAUCAAAAAUAAAGAGGAAGAAGUUGCAAGAAAAGUUCUCAAAACCUUAAUUAAAACAAAGGCUGUCACUCCAUUAGAUUAUGUACUUCUUAAGGAGGUCAACACAAAACUGAAUCCUGGAGACAAGGCACCAGAAAAUGACAAUUACGAUGGGUCCAUGUCUGUUGACGAGGCUCUUAAGGAGUGGCCUAAUGAUAGUAAUCUACUGGAAUAUAAAAUCCGAAAUCUCAUAAACUCUGAGGAUUCUGAAGCACUUAUAGAUUUCUUCAAUUAUGUGUGUCCAGGGAUCUAUAACAUUACCAGUCUUGUGAAUUUUAUUCUGGGAAUGUUUGCUACAACAGAGAAAUUCAGCACCAAAAUGUUUGUUGAAUUCAAUGAAAAUGCCCUCUCUCACCUUCCAGAGACAGAAGUUGAGUGCAUUAAGAAUUGUCUGAGGAAUACUGCUGAAAGUUAUGAAAGAGAGAAAAUAUUAGACAAAUCACUGGAGCUAUACAAACAGUGGAUAGAAAUAGACAGAGACAACCCUUAUCCUUAUUUCAAAGUGUCCUACUGCUCUGCUUUGUUGACAGGGGACAUUGAUGAAGCCAAGAAAUACUGCACCGAGGCCAGAGAAAGGGCAGAGAAGAGCGGCCCUAGUCAAGCCCAACUGUUACAAAAGGCAAGUUAAAUGCCUUGCAAAGCAGCAAACAUGCGUUGCUUGCUAUGGAUCUCUGUGGUGCUCUCAGCAGAGGUUUGCCAGUGUAAUUUGCCACUGGUUAUCACUUGGGCCACCAAUGAUACCCACCCAAGAAACGUACACGGCAAAGCUGCGAGAGGAAACUUUGGAAACAACCACCAUCUGAGAAAUCGACAACAUUCAACAUUUUCUACCAGGGCCCCUCCAAGAAACUUAUUUCCAAGACCCGACAAAGCGAAUUCCCAUGUCAGUAGACAAAAUAUACAUCCUACAAAUUGGAAUCGCGGGAGACCCGUUCCGACCAGUGGCAAUCGUAACACAUUGAAUUCACGCAGGAGAUUGGUGGUUCCAAGAGAGGAUUCAAGAUCUGGACAACAAAUUAUUACAGGUGUUUCUUUAUCCAAUUUUACAACAGCUCAGAAGAAGGAGAUAGUCGACCUGCAUAACAAGAUACGAAGAAAUGUCAGCCCUAAAGCGUCUAACAUGAAGAAAAUGAAAUGGGAUACAACGCUAGAAAAGCUAGCUCAGCAAUAUGCAGAAACGUGCUCCGGGUCACAUAAUGCCGAAAGACACAAGCGGAAAUGGGGUGACUUCCGGAACGUCGGGGAGAAUAUUCAUCACACCUGGGAUUGGGUGGCGGAGUAUAAAAAUGGCAUCCUAGAACAGAAGACACUUCCUUUGAACUUGACGAAAAUUUUACAUCGAUGGUGGAAGGAGAGAGAUAAGUUUGAUUACCGCAACCCUUACGCUUGUUCUGGAUGUGGACAUUAUAUACAGAUGGUGAAAGAUGUUUCCUACGCCAUCGGUUGUGGGACUGCCCUUUGUGAAACUGUAAAAGGACGCAGCUACCAAAAUGCUCACAUCUUUGUCUGUAAUUACGGAGACGGAUACAACGAAUCCCCCGAGCCAUAUGCCGAGGGCCAGGCAUGUUCCGAUUGUCCAACAGGCCACCCUGUGUGUGUGCAGGGCCUGUGUGACGCGCGGUGACUGACCAGUGAACAAGCACGCCCCUCGUGACGCGCAAGGUCAUUAUAUUGUGACGCGUUUGAAAGAUUUGCUUAGUGAGUGCUUUCUCUCCCCCCCCCCCUCCAAAAAAAAUAGCCCCGUCGAGAUAGUGACGACUAUUUGACGGUCUAUUGAUCUUCCAUUUUUGACAUUGUUUCUAUGAAGUUGUACCUGUACCUUUGUUUAUGAAAAUUUGUUUGUGAUUUGAGCACAUUUUAAUGUAUAAAAAAUACAAAUGACUUGGUUACACUUUACUUGUACGUUUCUACUUAUAAUCCUAUCGAAAAUGCUCGUAUGCAAUACAUUAUAAAUUACAAGAGGAUCAUACACCCAUCCUAUUUUGAAAGUGAUGAAUAAAUAUUA
Molecule: messenger RNA, 5180 nt
Organism: Magallana angulata
Lineage: Eukaryota; Metazoa; Mollusca; Bivalvia; Ostreida; Ostreidae
Product: TPR repeat-containing protein DDB_G0287407-like
Exons: 33
Cellular component (GO): Cul4-RING E3 ubiquitin ligase complex
Molecular function (GO): ATP binding; protein binding; ATP hydrolysis activity
Source: RefSeq, a predicted model, not a curated record